This is a messenger RNA of Phacochoerus africanus (Common warthog), 1413 nucleotides long. It is a transcript of the gene CCDC69, whose product is annotated as coiled-coil domain containing 69. Bases 92 to 967 code for a protein of 291 amino acids. The record is from RefSeq and is a predicted model, not a curated record. The transcript has 10 exons. Gene Ontology annotation, molecular function: microtubule binding. Lineage: Eukaryota; Metazoa; Chordata; Mammalia; Artiodactyla; Suidae. Gene Ontology annotation, cellular component: nucleus; cytoplasm.
CGGAGUUGGGAAGCGGCGUCCGGGAGCCCCCGGAGAAGGAUGGGCUGCGGACACAGCAGGCUGAGUUGCUGCAAACCCCCCAAAACGGGUUAUGUGUCUCAGUGGAUCGAGCCAGUGCCCCAUUGCAGAGAGGCGCCAAGGACCAGAUCAGCCACCCAGAUCAGAGCCACAGGAACUGGGGCCCCUCAAUGGUGACACAACCACAACUGUCCAUCUCUGCACAUCCGAGGAGGCUGGGCAGCACCCGAAGGCUAUCGCCAGACUUCUCCAGCAGCAUGAAGAGGACAAGAAGAAAUGGGCCCAACAGGUGGAAAAGGAAAGGGAGCUAGAGCUUGGAGAGAAACUGGAUGAACAGCGAAGGGUCUUGGAGAAAGAGCAUGAGGAGGCUCUGCAAGUCCUCCGGGCCUCCUAUGAGCAGGAGAAAGAAGCCCUUAUCCACUCCUUCCAGGAGGCCAAGGCGGCCCUGCAGGAGACCAUUGAUGGCCUCACUGCACAGCUGGAGGCCUUCCAGGCCAAGAUGAAGAGGGUAGAGGAGUCCAUCCUGAGCCGAGACUACAAGAAGCACGUCCAGGAGUACGGGAGCCCCAGCCAGUUUUGGGAGCAGGAGCUGGAGAGCUUACACUUUGUCAUCGAAAUGAAGAAUGAGCGGAUUCAUGACCUAGACAAGCGGCUGAUCCUCACGGAGACAGUGAAAGAAAAAAACCUGCUGCUGGAGGAGAAAAUCACCGCCCUGCAGCACGAGAACGAGGACCUGCACGCCCGAGGCCACAACCAGAUGGUUGUAUCGAGGCAGCUCUCAGAGGACCUGCUCCUUGCCCGUGAGGCCCUGGAGAAGGAGAUCCAGUUACGGCGGCAGCUCCAACAGGAGAAGGAGGAGCUGCUCUACCGGGUCCUGGGGGCCGACGCCUCCCCCGCCUUCCCCUUGGCCUCCGUCACCCCCACGGAGGUCUCCUUCCUCGCCACAUAGGGCCUGGGCCACCACGAUGCCUGUGGUCACAGCUUUCUCUCCAGGACCUGGCAGAGAACAGGGCAGGGACCUCUGGUCCUUUUCCCAGGCGGAGACGAGGACAGGAGUGAGAGGGGGAGCCAGGCUGCGUGCCCAUGAAGCCUGGGGGCUCGGGCCACAGAGCACCACCCAUGGGGCUGCCCAGGCCUGAGCAUCUUUGCCCCUGGAGCUGAUGCAGGGAACAAACAAGAGGAAUCCUCUCUCCCCCCCCCCCUUCUCCCUGCACAACUUGGGGGGGGGGUGGAUCUGAGGCUCCCCCGGGGGCAGCCACGCCACACUGAUCACCUGAGCAAGAGGCGACACCCCCCUGGUCCUAACUUGUCAGCUUCGCUGCUGCCUCAUCAACCACUCAACGUUCCCCCUCUACCCCGGCUUCUCUCAGCUCUAAACCAUUUGCAGAAACUGAA